Diabrotica virgifera virgifera (western corn rootworm) is the source of this 4985-nucleotide messenger RNA. RefSeq names its product aromatic-L-amino-acid decarboxylase-like. Gene Ontology annotation, biological process: amino acid metabolic process; catecholamine metabolic process; serotonin biosynthetic process. Bases 271 to 1704 code for a protein of 477 amino acids. The record is from RefSeq and is a predicted model, not a curated record. Lineage: Eukaryota; Metazoa; Arthropoda; Insecta; Coleoptera; Chrysomelidae. Gene Ontology annotation, molecular function: aromatic-L-amino-acid decarboxylase activity; pyridoxal phosphate binding. The transcript has 8 exons.
CAGUGGACCAGCACAGAUUGAAAACGGUGGUUUAGCUUGUGAUCGAUAUCAAGAGCACACUUCUCAGAGUAAGAGUUGAAUGCUGCUGGCCCCACUCUCCGCGAUUUACCGUCAGAUUUAAAGCUACUGCCACUAGCAGGAGGACUACUGUUUUUGGCGAGAAACGCGGUAAAACGCAGGGGUAGCACCAUAAAUUUUAACAAGUGACAAAAGUGACAAGUGGUGGUUUAGAAUUUUUUUGGAUUAAUUCUUAUAAACAAAUUAAACAAAAUGGAGGCUAAUCAGUUUAGGGAAUUCGGAAAGGAGAUGAUUGACUACGUCGCCAACUACCUCGAGAAUAUCAGAGAAAGGCGUGUACUACCCACGGUUGAACCAGGAUAUUUAAGACCACUUAUACCAGAAACAGCACCAGAAAAACCCGACAAAUGGGAAGACAUCAUGAAGGAUAUUGAAAGAGUUAUUAUGCCAGGAGUAACUCACUGGCAUUCACCCAGAUUUCACGCUUAUUAUCCGACGGCCAAUUCUUAUCCUGCGAUUGUUGCCGACAUACUCAGCGGUGCAAUCGCCUGCAUAGGUUUCACUUGGAUUGCCAGUCCAGCGUGCACGGAACUUGAAGUUGUUACGUUAGAUUGGCUUGGAAAGAUGUUGGGGCUUCCAGAAGCUUUCCUCGCUUGUUCCGGUGGCAAAGGAGGAGGCGUUAUCCAGGGCACCGCUAGUGAAGCCACUUUAGUUGCGCUGCUUGGAGCUAAAGCACGAACGAUUGACAGAGUUAAGAAAGAACGUCCUGAAUUAUCCGAGACGGAAAUCGUCGGGAAAUUAGUUGGAUACACGUCGAGUCAAAGCCACUCUUCUGUAGAACGUGCAGGUCUUUUAGGAGGAGUGAAACUUAGAUCAGUUCAGCCAGAUGAAUCAAACAGACUGAGUGGGGCAUUAUUAGAAAAAGCUAUUCAAGAAGACAUAGAGGCUGGACUCAUACCGUUUUAUGCUGUAGCAACACUUGGAACAACGUCUUCAUGCACCUUUGAUCGAUUGGACGAAAUGGGCCCAGUUUGCAACAACAAUAACGUUUGGCUUCACGUUGACGCAGCGUAUGCUGGUUCUGCCUUUAUUUGUCCUGAGUACAGGUAUCUCAUGAAUGGUGUCGAAAAAGCCGAUUCUUUCAAUUUCAACCCCCACAAAUGGAUGUUAGUUAAUUUCGACUGCUCUGCUAUGUGGCUCAAAGACCCAUCCUGGCUGGUAAACGCAUUCAACGUGGAUCCACUGUACUUAAAACACGACCAACAAGGCUCAGCUCCCGAUUACCGCCACUGGCAAAUUCCUCUAGGAAGAAGAUUUAGAUCUCUUAAAUUAUGGUUCGUAUUAAGAUUAUAUGGUGUAGAAAACAUUCAAGCGCAUAUUAGAAAGCAGAUCGGUUUAGCCCACGACUUCGAGGCUUUGGUUAGAAAAGACGAUAGAUUCGAAAUCACAGAGGAAGUUUUGAUGGGCUUAGUCUGCUUUAGACUGAAAGGUUCCAACGAGACAAACGAAACAUUGUUGAAGAGGAUCAAUGGUAGAGGAUUCAUUCAUUUAGUACCUUCCAAAAUUAGGGAUACGUACUUCUUAAGAUUGGCCAUUUGUUCCAGGAUGACUGAGAAGUCCGAUAUCGAGGGGUCAUGGAAAGAAAUUAGGGCAGCCGCGGAUGAAGUUUUGACCAAAAAAGAAUAAAUUGUAUAUUGACAAAGCCUAGAUUGAAAAAAAGUGAUCUGUACAUUUAAUUUAUUAUAUAAUUUAUAAUUUAGUAUUACUAUUUAUUAAGACAUGCUUAAUUUAGUCAAAAGAAUGCAAAUAUCCUGCCAGCAGUUACUCAAGCCCAUGGAAGAAAGACAUGACACUAUUGAAGCGUUUAUUGUGGCCCAUUUAUGUUUAAAUAUAAUUUUUGAUGACCAGUUUAUAAUACUCUUUUAAUUUUUUACAAUUUUAUGUCAUUGUUUUGGCUAUAAUAUGACCUUUGACUUGAACAAUCAUCGAAUAUAUUUAUACACCUAGUAUGAAAAUUAAGUUUAAGAGUACGCUUAGUAAAGUUAUAGUAUUUAUUUUUGAAAAAUUUCAACUGCUUAAAGAAUAUUGUUAUCAUAUUUUCUAAUAAAAAUAUUUAUUAUUUCUGGAGUCCAUUGUUAUAAUUUUUGAAGAUAAAAAUUUUACAGCAGAAAAUAAUUUGUAAAAAAUUUAAUACAAGAAGAAUACUACUAAAUUCGACCAUAAUUUUUAACAGAAUAACGUUUUCUUCUGAUCAGACUACUAUUAUACAAUCCUAGUCCUUUUUAAUUUAGCUAUAUACAGUGCUAGUCAAAAGUCCGUACCCCCCCUCGUAACUUUUGAACGGUUAUACUUAUAAUAGUGAAAUUUGGAGGAAGGAAAUGAACUGACGUAUGCUUCUUAACUAGUCAUGACAGGUGACGUAAAAGUGACAGCUGACUUUACAGCGCCACUGUGACAGAUAAUUUUAAAUGGUACCCUAUGGUAAGCGAUACCUCGUUUGAUAGGUAUUGAAAAUACCCAUUCAGCUAUACUAAUUUUGUUUGAGUUUAAACUCAUUUGUAUGAAUAAAUGAAAUAAUAUAAAAUUGUAGUUUCGCAUUUAAUUAAUAAAAAUUCAAACCUCCGCCUAUGGUUACUUGUCAAAAAGGUUGACGUUGACGUAAAAACUACUAGAGAGCUGAAAAAUGUCAACUUUUUUGACAAAAUAACCAUGGGCGGACAUUUGAAUUUUUAAUAAUUAAAUGCGAAACUACAAAGUUAUAUUUAUUUCAUUUAUUCACCAAAAUCAAAAUCAAAUUAAACCCAAAAAAAUUAGUAUGACUGAAUAGGUAUUAUCAAUACCUUUCAAAUGAGGUGUCACUUGCCAUAAGGUCCCAUUUAAAAUGAUCUGUCACAGUGGCGCUGUAAAGUCAUCUGUCACUAUUACGUCACCUGUCAUGACUAGUUAAGAAGCGUACGUCCGUUUAUUUCCUCCCUCCAAAUUUCACUAUUAUAUGUAUAACCGUUCAAAAGAUACCAGGGGGGGUACGGACUUUUGACUAGCACUGUAUAAUUGAUUCAUGAUUUAUUCGUUCAGUCAUGAUUCAUUUUCAAACAAAUUAAGUCAAAACAUAAAGUGAAACGUAUGUUGAUAUGUAUAGUAUAUAAUAUACUAAAUAUAGUAUUCGCGGUGUGCAAGUACUUGGAAAGGGAAACGAGAAACGACCGUGCGCGAGUCGCGGAGAAAUAUUGCAACUAUCUUAAAUAAUUCAUAUUGUCAAUUGAAAUUGUCAAAUUGACGUAUAUUUCAUACCUUCUGUCAUUGACUUAGAAAAAUUAUAUAUUGCUCCACAAUAUUGAUAUGAUAUGCAAUUAUUAUAUAAAGGUAAAUUUAAUUAAUUGUAUUUUGCUUGCAAUACUGCAUUUUAAUAACGGAUUUUAUUUACUACAUACAAUUGUUUACGUUUGCUAAACAUAACCUGCAUCUUAUUUUUUUCUUCUUAUUAUUUUUUUGGACUAUGGUCUUGACAAUUAUCCAGCAACCAGGACUAAUAUAAUUGGCCAAUAUAAUUAAAAGUGCGAAUAAAAGUACAGAGCGUAGAAAUAGAGGUCGCUUUGCCGAACUUGCACGGUCCCAAUACAGUUUACACAGUGAUGUAUAUACACAUUGAUGUACGUUUCACUUUAUGUUUUGACAUAAUUUGUUUGAAAAUGAAUCGUGACGAAUGGGCAAAGGUAAAAUGCAACAAUUUUAUCUUUUUGUCCUUUUAAUACUCAGUUAAUCGGAAUAUUUAACCUUUAGUCCAUUUCUUAGGUCUGAAAAUCUGCUCUGUAAUAUUUAAUAUUUCACAAUAUUUUGUUCAUCUGAUCUCUUUACUAUUGUCUCCGUUAUCUAUUCUUCAGCUAAAAAUCAUUCCACUGGUAGUGCCCGAACAGAGACCUGUUAAAAGCAAGGAAAGAUUUAUUAAAUCUAUGGGUGGAAUAUUUAAGUCAGACACUUAAUAUGGAUAUAAAGAAAGAAGGAAAACAUUCAAGACGAAAGGAAUGAAGUUAGCGAAAUGUUUGGUACACCUGGUAGAAACGUAACGGGCGAUAUACCAUUAAAUUUCCUGUUGAGAAACAAUUUAUAUUUAAUGACUAGUUUCUUCUAUAAGAAGAUCCAUAGAAGAUGGACUUGGAGGAGCCCCGAUGGUAAGACCAAAAACGAGUUAGUUCCUGCAGCUUUUACAAUAUCGUCAUUCCAUCGCAUCUCAGGUCUUCCUUUUCCUCUUCUUCCUGUCCACGGUCUGCAGUUUUGUAUUUCAGCAUUCCAUCUUUUAUCUUCCUGUCUGGCAUUGUGGCCCGCAAAUCUCCAUUUUAACCCUGUUAUAUGUUCAGUUACAUUUUUUACUUUUGUUUUCUCUCUUAUCCAUUUGUUUGAUUUUCUGUCUUGUAGUUUUAUUCCCAACCAUAUCUUUUCAUUUUUCUUUGAGUUAUUUCAAUUUUGUUUAUGUUGGUCUUUGUUAAUGUUCAUGUUUAUGAGCCAUACAUCAGAACAGGAAGGAUGCACUGGUCAAAUACACGGGUUUUUAGGUACUAAUGAUGCUGGAUUGAUGAUGAUGAUGCUGGAAUGUCAUCGCAAAUUUAUAUUUUCUUUGAGUAGUGGGGUGCUCCUAUUAUUUUCCUAGUGUGUCCUCUGGAAAAUUCGAAAACCUUAGCUAUUUAUAAGAUAAUUCGUUGCCAACUGAUAAUCAAAGAUUGUUAACUUUAGUAGAAUGUUAUGUUUUGAUCUUGUUGUCUAUAUGGAAAUGAUUGUUUAUAUUUAUUAAAUAAUUUCUUCUUUUAUAAAGAUAAUAUGUACAAAUGUACUAUAUACUUUAUUAAACAAAUUUCAGUAACGUUACAAAUUUCAAGACGGUUAAUAUACACCAUACUUAAUUUAUUUUCUUUUUAGUGUAAGAUAUAUAUCGAAAAUGUUGUUAAGUAUAAUAAAACGCAUUUGAAAAACUA